AUGGAUCUUGUGGUAACGGUCACGACCAAGGGGAGCGUGGAUGUUUGGAGGCUGAACGGGCAGAGAGUCUUUGGCUCAAAUUUCCCCAAAGACGAAGAUGAUGGUGGUGACAUGGACAGGCAAGCCUCAGCAGAAAGUGGGGGCGGAGGGAAUGUGAGGGCUGUUGCAUGGAGGAUGGACGGUCAAAUCCUUGCGAUUGCUUGCGCGGAUGGCAGUCUAUCACUCAUAAAUACUUUCACGGGCAAAAUCUCUCAUCGAAUAUCCAGUCAGAAUAAGAACGCCACCACUUCGACUUCAUCACAGCUACUUUUACAGACGCAGACACGGAGGCAGAGUUCUAGAGUCUCCUCUUUCCCUGCUUCUCAGACCACACCCUCACGACCGACCAUCACAACGAUCUCCUGGACAACACACUUUGUCGACCCUUCUCCCGCCACCGUGCGCUCUCAUCUCCGUGCGCCAGAGUCCACACUCUCACUUGAUCAAAUUCUCGGCCUGCGCGCUGACGUAGAUAGACUUCUCCAACUGAAAGCCGAUCUGCCCCGCGAAUUAAGCAGCAUCGACGUGGAAGUAUCCUUGCCAAGGCUUGCGACAUUACCCCCUACCGGUCUCGGCGCGGAGGAUGAUGUGUUCAGUACGCGGAGCAGUGUGGAUGUUGUGUUUCACGGAGGCGGCAACAACGGCUUUGCUGGGUCCGGGGGUGUCGAUGCCCUGCUAGUCGGGCUAACUGAUAAAGAUGGCGGUUGUAUGGUUCAGUUGAGGGUUUUUGAUUCCUUCGAUAUAGGAAUUGUCAAUCUGAAGGGUAUUCUCCCUUCAGGACAUGGUGCGGGAGGAGCAUCAAGGGUGCUGAGAAUGGAAAGUCAUCCAUUCGUGUCAACCGUUUUCUUGCUUAUCGAAGAGUCGCCAAAAGAUGAAGCUGCCUCGUCGCUGCACCUCCUCGGCCUUGACUUGAGCUUCAUCCCGCAGACCGGAAGGACCUUACCUCUUGUGGCGAGGAAAGUCUCGCAGCUAGGUUAUCUGUUAAGAUACAUCUCGCAGGUGCGGACGCAAUUGGUCGCCGAGGUCAAAGCCGCAUUCGAUUUACCGGGCAGGUUCCUCCGUAAUAUCAACGAAUCGCUUGCAGAAGAAGAUGAGAAUGCGGACUUCACCUUCGCAGCACAUCACCUCGCUGUUACUGGAGUUUGCGGCCCGAAACUGAAGGAAUGGCUGGUUGACGAGGUUGGAGAUAGGGGUCUCAAGCGGUGGGAGAACGCCGUUGGGGAUUGUCUUGAGGUGGUGAAGAGGAUGACGAGCGAGUGUCUGCUUCCUGCGUUGGAGAGGAGUCUGGCACUGUUAUCAAGACUUGACGGCCUUGCCAGAUUUGGGCAUACUAGUUCGAAGCUUGGACUAGACGAGAAGAAGGUGAAUAGGGUGAUGGAGACCAUCGAUGCAUUGGGUAUCCUUGGUGAGGACCUGCUGCUUGAUGUCGUGACCGAAUCAAGAGAAUUUGCGGCGUUUAUUAAAUGGUUGAAAUGGGAGUGCGAGGUUGAGGCGCUUGAGGAAGGCAGCGAGAGAGCGGAAGAGAUGAGGGAGUCAUGGACUGGAGAGGGAGAGUUGAGGCUGGUAUUAGACUACGUGGGAGGUGCUAUGAAGGAGAGUCGAUUGAAGAAAUAUCUCCUAGGAGAGACCAAGGAGCAAGCAGACGGGUUGCUUCCAUCCUUUGAUGACAGUUCGGAUCCAGGAUUCUACGCCGACUUCACGAAACGCAGAGCCGGUGGCAGCACGGAAAAGAGCAUGCCUACACUGGGCGAAUUGGUCGACAAAUUACAGAGGCAAUGUGAGGCGGUCUUUGCGCGCAUUGCAGAAACAUUCAGGAAGAGCAUCCUCACGAGGUAUCUGCAGGAGCUGCCUGGUGAGUGUGUUGGUGAGAACAUGGACGUUAGGGUCAUCCCCGACGACGCCGAUCCUAAGCUGUACAGGCUCUUUGUGAUAUCAAAGGACCGCCAACGGAAAUCUCGUCUUCGACAUGUCGUGGUCGAGGUUCCACAGGGAGUUGGAAGGGGUGUCAAGCACAUAAUGGGGUCGAACUCGCUCGCAAUUCCCGAGGUGCAGGAGGUCCUUGAUGCGAAAUUUAUCGACGACAGUGCACUUCUGCUCCUUGCCGAGACCGCAUCUGGUGUCAAACUCUACUGGAAAGAGGUCACUGUUGACGGCGAAGGAUCGUGGGAUGUCCGGCACAUUUUCCAGAGAGGGGAAUUGGAUGGCGUGAUGAAGCCCGUUAGGCUUGAUGUGAACGGGCGCGUCGGGAGAAGAGUGGUCACUGUCCUUGACGAAAGUGGGCUGGGACUUGUGGUCUUGGACUUGGACGCCGAAGACAAUGCUCGCGACGUCGCCGACGGGGACGACGAGCUCAUGACGGAGUGA
This is a messenger RNA of Fonsecaea multimorphosa CBS 102226, 2403 nucleotides long. RefSeq lists its product as uncharacterized. Gene Ontology annotation, cellular component: anaphase-promoting complex; nuclear periphery. Gene Ontology annotation, molecular function: protein binding. The record is from RefSeq and is a predicted model, not a curated record. Gene Ontology annotation, biological process: positive regulation of mitotic metaphase/anaphase transition; protein K11-linked ubiquitination; anaphase-promoting complex-dependent catabolic process. The transcript has 2 exons. Bases 1 to 2403 code for a protein of 800 amino acids. NCBI's taxonomy places the organism in Eukaryota, Fungi, Ascomycota, Eurotiomycetes, Chaetothyriales, Herpotrichiellaceae.